Messenger RNA from Saprolegnia diclina VS20, 5574 nucleotides. RefSeq lists its product as hypothetical. The transcript has a single exon. The record is from RefSeq and is a predicted model, not a curated record. Gene Ontology annotation, biological process: rRNA processing. The coding region runs from base 1 to 5574 and encodes 1857 amino acids. Gene Ontology annotation, molecular function: protein binding; RNA binding. Gene Ontology annotation, cellular component: nucleus; nucleolus; small-subunit processome. NCBI's taxonomy places the organism in Eukaryota, Oomycota, Saprolegniomycetes, Saprolegniales, Saprolegniaceae.
AUGGACGUGAGCUUCCCGCGCGGCAAGAAGCCGUCGGCCGACGACGCCUCCAAGAAGCGCAAGAAGCCCGAAGACUCGGACGUCCUCUUCGGCAAGAAGGAGACGGCGGCGACCGACGCGCCCUCCAAGAAGAAGGUCCAUAAGCACAACAAGACCGAGGACGUCCCGGCCGCGCGCGCCGAGAAGGCCGCGACCGCCCAUUGCAUCACAUUCAAGAACCUCAAGGCCGGCACGCUGAUCAUGGGCGUGAUCCGCCAGGUCAACGAGGCCGACCUCGUCGUCUCGCUCCAGAACAACCUCAGCGGCUUUGUCGCGCUCAAGGAAACCUCGGACGAAUUGCACAAGGUCGUCAAGCCCGAAGGCGGCGAGCUCGCGGCCCGCUUCUACGUCGGUCAGUUCGUGCCCGCCAUCGUGCUCAAGUGCUCGAAAGAAGAGAAGGGCAAGCGCAUUGAACUCUCGCUCCGCGUCUCGCUCAUCAACAGCAACUUGAGCGCCCACCACAUUACGAAGGGCGCGUCGCUCUACGCGAGCGUCCAAAGCGUCGAAGACCACGGCGCCAUCAUGAACCUCGGCGUCCGCGGGUUCACUGGCUUUGUGCCCAAGAAGGACCUCCACGCGCCGAACGCGCUCCCGGAGCUCGUGCCCGGCCAGCUCUUCUUCUGCGCCGUCAACUUGAUCAACGAACACACGCACACGGCGACGCUCACGACUGAGAAGGCGGUCGUCGUCAAGACGGUGACGCGCGGCGACGCGUAUACCAUGUCGACGCUGUCCCUCGGCAUGCUAUUGAACGUGCGUAUCGACGAAGUCCUCGCGAACGGGCUCAGCGUCAACUUUCUCACGUUCUUUAACGGAACCGUCGAGUACAACCACAUGAGCAACCCGUGCCAGAAGAACUGGGCGGACGCCUUCAGCAAGGGCAUGAAGGGUCGCGCGCGCAUCACGGCCAUUGACGCGACCAACAAGACGAUUGUGCUCUCGAUGGCGCCGCACGUUGUGCAUCUGCAGACGCCCGAGUUUUCCGAAAACAUUGGCGACAUCAUCGAGAGCUGCGCGAUCCACCGGUUGGACGCCGGCAUCGGUAUGCUCGUGAGCCUCGGCGGCCUCACGACCACCGACAAGCUCUCGUGGAAGGACUUCCGCCCGGCGUUUGCGCACAUCUCGCGCGUCGCCGACUUUCGCGUCGAGAAGCUCGAGAAGCACUUCAAGGUCGACCAGGUGCUGCCCGGCCGCGUCGUCGGCUACUCGCUCUUUGACAGCGUUGUCAACGUGACGCUCGCACCCGCCGCGCUCAACAAGGCCGCGCUCCGCCUCGUGGACCUCGCUGCCGGCACGGUUGUGAAGGGCAAGGUCGUGAGUGUCGAGUCGUGGGGUAUCCUCGUCGACAUUUGCGACGGGAUUCGCGGCCUUGUCUCGGCCGCCCACGCGCCGACCGUCGCGCUCAAGAAGACCAUGUCCAAGUACAAGGUCGGCUACGCGAUCGAGUGCCGCGUGUUGAGUGUGGACGUGCCUGCCAAGAAGGUGCAUCUGACGCUCAAGAAGGGUCUCGUGAGCUCGGAGCUGCCGCCGCUCACGUCGUACCAGCAGGCGACGCCGGGCACGAUGGCGCACGGCUUUAUCACCAAGGUCGCCGAGUUUGGUCUUGUCAUUGGCUUUUACAACGGCGUGCACGGCCUUGUGCCGGCCGCGACGCUCUUCAAGGCCGGCGUCGAAGACAUUGCCGCGGCGUACACCACCGGCCAGGUCGUCAAGGCCUGCGUCGCCCGCUGCGACCCGAUCAAGAUGCGCAUGACGCUGACGUUCGACACGACGUCGACGGUAACGCGCGCGACCGCGUCCGGCGUCGCGACGUCGUCGUCGGAGCUCCCGGCCGGUGCGAUCGUGGACGUCAAGGUCAUUGAGGUCGACGAGAGCUUUGUCCGCGUCCAGACCACGGACGGCCUCGAAGGCGUCGUCGCCAACGCCCACUUGACGGACUUUCCGCGCGCCAUGAGCGCGUCCGUCUCGGUCGACGAUACAUUUUCGUGCAUGGUGCUCUUCCAGGCAAAGGACGGUCUCCUCCACUUGACCAAGAAGCCGCUGUUGCUCGCGGCGAAGGAGCAGAAGACGAUGCCGGCCCGCUUUGGCGACGUCAAGGAAGGCAUGGCGGUCACGGGCUUUGUGCGCGAGAUCCGCCCCUUUGGCGUCUUCGUGAGCUUCCUCAACAACCUCCAGGCGCUCGCGCCGAUCGCGUUCCUCACCGACCGCUUCGUCAGCAGCGCCGACGGGCUCUUUGAGAUUGGCGACACGGUCCACUGCUUUGUCGAGAAGGUCCACGCCGAGAAGCAGCAGUUUAUGCUCGACUUCCGCACGUUUGACAAGCCCCGUGUCAACGCCGACUAUGCCCCCGCGCUCUUUGCCGAGCACGCGGUCUCGCACGGCGCCGCGCAGCCGUGGAAGGCGCACCACGUCGGCCACACGGAAGCCGCCGAGUUUGUCUCGGCCAAGGCGUACGGGCACGUGUGCAGCCUCGCGGACGAGACGACGGUCAUUGUCACCGAGACGACCGGCCUCGACUGGAGCGAAAACCAGAAGGUCAACGUCCGCCUCAUCGACUACGACUUUGAAAAGCAAGUGUUUUACGCGACUGCGACGUCGGACCUCGUCAAGGCCGGCGAGAAGAAGGCGCGCAAGAAGGCGCUGCGCCUCGAAGCCAACGCCGUUGUCGACGCGACGAUCCUCCUCACGCGCGACGAGUAUGCGGUCGUGGCCGUCGAGUCGACGAUCGCGGUGUUGCAGGUCGCGUCCUUCUUUAGCCCGUCGUCGUCCUGCGCGUCGCUCGAGCUCGAGGCCGGCCAGGUGCACGCGUGCCGUGUCGCGGGCCACGUUCAGCAAAACCCGUUCGACGACCUCCCGGUGCUCGUCUUGGUUGCUUCCGAGAAGAAGGUGUCGAAGAAGAAGGCCAAGAAGACGGACCACGAACACUUGCCCAAGUACGCGGGGUCGGACCUCGUGCUCAGCGGCCUCGUCACGGGUCGCAUUGUCGGUAUCAAGGAGGACACGAUGGAGCUCAAGAUCAAGUGCUCCAAGAGCGCGGGCAAGGUCAACGCGUUCGUGUCGCUCGUCGACGUCGACAGCAACGGCGGCGCGCACCCUUUUGAUGCGUUCUCGACCAACACGGUCGUCACGGGCCGGAUCGUGAGCAUGGUCGAGAAGGGCGCCAACCAGCGCAAGCCCGUGGGUCCCGAGAACAUUGCGAACUUCCGCUCGCUCAACGUCUCGCUCCGCGCGGCCGACCAGUCGGGCGACGUGGCGGCGCGCGCCGACUGGGCGGGCGCCGGCCUCGAAGUCCUCGAGGCCGGUGAGAUGAUCCCCGGUGUCGUCGUCGAGACGGCCAAGGACGGCGUCAUGAUCCGCCUCAGCGCGCGCGUCGUCGGCUUUUGCCACGUGCUCGAGCUCUCGUCCGACAUCAAGGUCCUCGAGACGUUCACGCAGUCGUUUGCGGUCGGGACGCGCGUCAACUGCCGCGUUCUCUCGCUCGACGUGGAGAAGAAGCACAUUGAUCUUAGCUGCCUCGCGACCGCGCGCGAGACCAACGUCGGCGACGUGGUCCUCGGCCGCAUCAACACGAACGUUAAGGCGCUCGCGGCGCCGUCCAUCAUGGUGCAGCUUGGCGCCCACGCCUUUGGUCGCGUCUGUGUGACCGAAGUCGUCGACACGCCGACGUCGCUGCCGUUGGCGACGCUCGAACACGGCGCGUUCGUUCACGCCGUCGUGCUCUCGAACGACAAGCACGUGAUGGAGGUGUCGCUCAAGCCGUCGGCGGUCGCGGACCCGGCGUCGUACGUGGCGCUGGAUGCGGCGCUCGCGGCCAAGGUCCCGGCGCUCGGUGACCUCGUCACGGGCUACGUCGCGACCGUCGGUUCGGGCGGCUGCUUUGUGCGUUCGCACCGCUCGCGCACGGCGCGUGUGCUCCUCCGUGAGCUCAGCGAUGACUUUGUCAAGGAGCCCGCCAAGCAGUUCCCUGCCGGCACGCUCGUGGUCGGUCGCGUGACCAAGGUCGAGAACGACAAGGUCGAGUUGAGUCUCAAGGCGUCGGUGGUCACGGAAGGUGCCGGCGGGUCGUCGUCCGUGACGCUCGAGUCGCUCAGCGUCGGCAUGAACGUCAAGGGCACCAUCUCGAGUGUCCAGACGUACGGCGUCUUUAUCAAAAUUGAAAACUCGACGCUCAGCGGCCUCUGCCACAUCUCCGAAGUCGCCGACUCGAAGGUCAAGUCGCUCGACGGCGUCUUCUCGGCCGGCGACUAUGUCAAGGCCAAGGUGCUCAAGAUUGAGAACCGCCGCAUCUCGCUCGGCUUGAAGCCGUCGUACUUUGCGGACGACGAGAGCUCGUCCAGCGAAGACGAUGACUCGUCGGACGACGAAGACGACGAGGAAGAGAAGGAAGACGUCGACAUGGAAGCCGCCGACAGCGACGACGAGAACGACGAGGAAGAGGAAGCGGAGAAGGAAGAUGUUGACAUGGAAGCUGCCGACAGCGACGACGACGAAGACGAAGAUGAGGACGAGGACGAAGCGCCCAAGGCGGCGCCGUACGCGGACUUUGCCUGGGACGGCUUCUCGAUCGAGAAGAGCGACAAGCCCGCGGCCGACGACGAGGACGAAGACGACGAAGCCAGCGCGACGGACGCGGUCUCCAAGGCCAAGGCCAAGCGCAUGAAGAAGGCGGCCAAGGAGAACGAGGACAUGUAUGUCGCGUACCGGGAGCGCGCGCUCGCGGCCGGCGAGACGGUGCCCGAGUCGGCCGACGAUUUCGAGCGUCUCCUCGCGGUCUCGCCGCUCAACUCGUUCCUGUGGAUCCAGUACAUGGCGUUCCACGUGUCGAUGACGGACAUUGCCGCCGCCCGUGACGUGGCGGUCCGUGCGACGACCAAGGUGACGUUCCGCGAGGCCCAGGAGAAGCUCAACGUGUGGGUUGCGUACCUCAACUUGGAGCAUGACCACGGCGAUGAAAGCUCGUUUGGCCGCGUCUUCAACUCUGCGCUCCGCGCCAACAACCCCAAGCACAUGUACCUCAAGCUCAUUGAGCUCUACGUGCGCCACGAGCAAGCGGACGAUGUCCACGCGUCGCUCAAGACGAUGCAAAAGAAGUUCAACACGAGCGCCAAGGUCUGGCUCCGCUCGUGCGAGUGGGCGAUGCAGGAGGGCACGCCGGACGUGGCCCGCAAGGUGCUCCAGCGCUCGAUGCAGUCGCUCCCCAAGCACAAGCACCUCAAGGUCCUCACCAAGUUUGCGCUCAUGCAGUACGACUAUGGCGAGAUCGAGCACGGCCGGUCGAUGUUUGAGCAGAUCCUGAGCAACUUCGCCAAGAAGAUGGACCUCUGGAACGUGUACCUCGACCGCGAAAUCAAGUUUGGCGAGCUCGCGAGCACCCGCCUCCUCUUUGAGCGCGUCGUCUCGAUGGCCCUCUCGGCCAAGAAGAUGAAGGCCAUCUUCAAGAAGUACCUCACGUUCGAGAUGGACCACGGCGACGAGGCCGGCGUCGCGCACGUCAAGGAGCUUGCGGCCGCGUACGUCGAGUCGUCGGCCGCGUAA